This is a messenger RNA of Hypoxylon fragiforme, 2373 nucleotides long. RefSeq lists its product as uncharacterized. The transcript has 2 exons. Lineage: Eukaryota; Fungi; Ascomycota; Sordariomycetes; Xylariales; Hypoxylaceae. The record is from RefSeq and is a predicted model, not a curated record. The coding region runs from base 1 to 2373 and encodes 790 amino acids. Gene Ontology annotation, molecular function: nucleic acid binding; zinc ion binding.
AUGGCCCAAGCUGCCCCGGGCCUCGCGCCGGAGCGCAAUGAGCCUCCCUGCUACAACUGUGGCAUACGGGGCCAUAUGUUCACGGCAUGUCCUGAAGAGCCUAGAAAGGUACCAGCCGGGUUAGAGGCAUCUUGGGCGCGACAGCAGCCAAGCAAUAGUCCUCAUAAUGAUCAUGUCACUAGUAAGCGAGGCAAAGGACCGGUAAUUACGCGUUACCCUCCUCCUCCUCCGCUUCCUCCACCCCCCGCACCGUCUCAUCAUCCACCUCCGAUGUCUCGUUUUGAGAAUUCGCCGCCGCAAUCCUAUCACCCGGGCCCGGUGCCGGGAUAUCCACCGCAAUCAUUAUACGGUCCGGGACAUGGAGGCCACCCUCCUCCGCCAAACACAUCUUAUGAUCGAUUCGGACCUCCACCGCCUGGUCUUCCUCAGUCGUUGAACGCACCGCCAUAUCAUAAUGCGUAUGGUGCCACAUAUGGUCCCCAAGGACCUGUUCACGGGCCUUACGACCACCAAGCCCCCCCUCCUGGACGCCCUGGCCAGUAUUUUCCUAAUGAUUACCCUCCCGGUCCUCCUAAUCGCCCUACUCAGUAUCCACCAAAUCAAUAUCCUCCAGGCCCUCCAUAUGGAGCACCGCCGCAAUAUCCCCCUGGCCCUCCACAGUAUCCACCGCCACCCAAUUUUGUACCUCCACCCGCACCAUACGGAUAUCAUGGCCCACCUCCCGGAUAUCCUCAAGGCGGAUAUAGCCCACCUCAGCAAGGUCCUCCUCCCCCAGUUUAUCCCCCAUAUCCACCACCACCAGUGGAUCCUUCCCAUGGGCAGCCGUACGGUGAUGACAGACAUCGCCAUCAACGAGGUCGAGACCAACAUCGCUAUGGUGAUAGACGUUCAAAUGACGCUUGGCACUCACAGGAUGGAUGGCACAAUGUGCAGUUGCCAGAUGACCAACCUAGGGAUUAUUAUCAGCGCGACUGGCACGAUAAGCCCUCGUAUCACGAAGAAAGAGGUUCCCGAAGAUGGGGUCACGGUAGGCCCUCAGAUGAGCGCCGUCGAGAACGGCAUGAUCGAUUUCAUCCGUACAAAAAUUCGGACAGAUCGGAUAGACAGAGUAGAUGGAGACAGCAACCGGCGGUAACAUCGGGUCGAACAACCCCUCAUAGGCGAAACUCCUUAGACCGUGAGACGCCAAUAACUAUCAAGACCGACCAAGAUCGCGAGCCUGGCGAGAUAGUAUCGGAACCAACUUCGGCAUCAGUUCAUGGCGACGCAGAUACCGCGGCCGAUACAAUUAUAAAUCAAGGCGAUGAGGAGUUUGACUGGGAUGAGCGCACCAUUUUUCUAGAACCUCCAUCAUCAGGCAAAGUAGACCCGAUUGCAGCACCUCUUCCAGCUCUGUAUUCCGAGGAUGUGAUGAUACCUCCGGCAUUCGAUGCUAAGGCUUUGAAGUCGCGAUAUAUCACUCCACGCAAUGUCGAUGACUUCGCACAAAGCGUCCGAGAGACUAGAGACUGGCAUUUCGUACAGUAUCACCCCGCGUUCUUAGAUAUUACAGAAAUCCACCCCGGAAAGUUAGAUGAUUACGAAAAAGCGUCCCGAGACGCAUCUAUGAGGAACAACCGCCGAGACCGAUCCAACAACUCGCAUGAUGUUAGCAAGCAUCGCUAUGGCAACUCUAAAGGAUUGGGACGACAUUAUGGAAAGAAUCAGGAGCACCGCUACAAGCCUGACCAAAAGAAAAGACGAUGGGACGAGUUUCAUAGUAAUGGCAAUAAUUCCGGAGUGGAUAAUCGGUCGCGUAGCUUUCCGUAUCAUGAUUCACACAACAAAAGGAUCAAAACCACGUCUCCCGAGCCUGGCGAAGUUAUCGAGAGUGGCCAAGAAACCCCCUAUGAGCCUUCAAACCCGCCCGCAAUUUCAAUAGAUGACCAGAAGCCAGCGGCGAAACCAGACGAUAUACAUAAUAGCAAGCCAUCGUCUCCAAGCGCCCAUUAUGGGAGCGACGGUCUAAAUCAGGGAACGAGAAGCCAACGACCCAACUCCCUGUCUGUCGAUGAUCAGAAUCGGCUCAACGCUCAGUCGCCAGUACCACAUGAAGAACCUGCCAGAUCGCCUCGGUCAUACAGUCGGCCCCCAAGCAGACAAAACAAUGGUAGUAUUCAUAAAGGUCGCUCAAGCAGCCGGCGCUCUUCAUUCGGGUCUAAGGUGUCCGAACCUCCGGGGUCUCCACUCGAUUCUAUCGAGCGCGAACUUCUCGGAUUAGAACGGCCACCAAGCAGUGGUAGUAAUGCCGAAGAAGAUUCACCGAAACGGCGUUUCAAGGACGCGACUCCCAAAUUCAAACGCCGACAGCCCAUGCUUGAUGCGUAUUCGUAA